This is a messenger RNA of Megalops cyprinoides (Indo-Pacific tarpon), 2571 nucleotides long. It is a transcript of the gene pde6b, whose product is annotated as phosphodiesterase 6B, cGMP-specific, rod, beta. The transcript has 22 exons. Bases 1 to 2571 code for a protein of 856 amino acids. Gene Ontology annotation, molecular function: 3',5'-cyclic-nucleotide phosphodiesterase activity; protein binding. Lineage: Eukaryota; Metazoa; Chordata; Actinopteri; Elopiformes; Megalopidae. Gene Ontology annotation, cellular component: photoreceptor outer segment membrane. Gene Ontology annotation, biological process: retina development in camera-type eye; signal transduction. The record is from RefSeq and is a predicted model, not a curated record.
AUGAGUGUCACCAAGGAAGACGUAGAAAAGUUCCUGGAUGGAAACCCAAGUUUUGCCAAGACUUAUUUCGACAAACAGCUUAAACCAGGGGCCAUCGCGGCCAUGAUGGGCCAGCCGGAGAACACAAUAGACUUUCAGCAUUUCAAGGAUUUGAUCCAGGUGGAGGAAGCGGAGAUCCUGUGGGAGAUAGUCAGCGACAUGCAGGAGAGCAUCAACAUGGAGAAGGUGGUCUUCAAGAUUCUGAAGAGGAUCAGCUUCCUGAUCCACGCUGACCGCUGCAGCCUCUUCAUGUACCGGCAGCGCAACGGCAUCGCUGAGCUCGCCACACGCCUCUUCAAUGUCAACAACGACUCUGUUCUGGACGACUGCCUGGUGGCACCAGACUGCGAGAUUGUCUUUCCUCUUGACAUGGGGGUUGUAGGGCAUGUUGCCCACACCAAGAAAACUGCCAAUAUCAAGGAUGUCGCAGAGAGCAGCCACUUCUGCUCGUUUGUCGAUGAACUGACGGAGUACACCACCAAGAACAUCCUGGCCACGCCCAUUAUGAACGGCAAGGAUAUAGUGGCUGUUGUCAUGGCCCUGAACAAGACAAAUGGCCCGCACUUCACAGCUGAAGAUGAGGACCUUUUUUUAAAGUACCUGGGCUUUGCCUCUUUGAACCUCAAGAUUUAUCAACUGAGCUACCUUCACAACUGUGAGACACGGCGAGGACAGGUUCUGUUGUGGUCAGCUAACAAAGUGUUUGAAGAGCUGACAGACAUUGAGCGACAGUUCCACAAGGCCUUGUACACAGUGAGAGCUUACCUGAACUGUGACAGGUACUCAGUGGGCCUGCUGGACAUGACCAAGGAAAAGGAGUUCUUUGACAUCUGGCCAGUUCUGAUGGGGGAACAGGCUCCGUACUCAGGACCUGUGACGCCCGACGGGAGGGAAAUCAUCUUCUACAAAGUCAUUGACUAUAUUCUGCAUGGAAAAGAAGACAUCAAAGUCAUUCCAAAUCCAACUGCAGAUCACUGGGCAUUGGCAAGUGGGCUGCCCACAUAUGUUGCAGAGAGUGGUUUUAUCUGCAAUAUUAUGAAUGCACCAGCAGAAGAAAUGUUCAAGUUCCAGACGGAAGCCCUGGAUGGCAGUGGAUGGACCAUCAAAAAUGUACUGUCCUUGCCUAUUGUUAACAAGAAGGAAGAGAUUGUGGGUGUGGCAACCUUCUACAACAGGAAGGAUGGCAAACCAUUUGAUGAACAGGAUGAGACACUGAUGGAGUCUCUUACACAAUUCUUGGGCUGGUCAGCACUCAACACAGACACCUAUGACAAGAUGAACAAACUGGAAAACAGGAAAGAUAUUGCUCAGGACAUGGUGCUGUACCAUGUUAGAUGCCGUGACGAUGAGAUCCAGGACAUUCUGAAAACACGAGAAUAUUUGGGAAGGGAGCCAAACGAUUGUGAAGAGGAUGAACUUUUACAAAUUCUGAAAAAAGAACUACCGGGCCCCAAAAAGUUUGAGAUCUACGAAUUCAGGUUCUCGGACUUCGACUGCACAGAGUUGGAACUAGUGAAGUGUGGGAUUCAGAUGUACUAUGAGGUUGGCGUGGUGAAGAAGUUCCAGGUUCCACAAGAGGUUUUAGUACGGUUCAUGUAUUCAGUCAGCAAAGGCUACAGGAGAAUAACCUAUCACAACUGGCGCCAUGGUUUCAAUGUUGGACAAACUAUGUUCACAUUGUUAACGACGGGGCAGCUGAAACGGUAUUACACAGAUCUGGAGGUGAUGGCAAUGAUUACUGCGGGUUUCCUGCAUGACAUUGACCACAGGGGCACUAAUAACCUCUACCAGGUGAAAUCGGCAAAUCCUCUCGCCAAGCUUCAUGGAUCAUCCAUUCUUGAAAGGCAUCAUUUAGAAUUCGGCAAGUUUUUGCUCUCACAGGAGUCAUUGAAUAUCUUCCAAAACCUCAACAGAAGACAGAUGGAACAUGUCAUUCACCUCAUUGAUAUUGCAAUCAUCGCAACAGAUCUGGCACUGUACUUCAAAAAGAGGACAAUGUUUCAGAAAAUAGUUGACCUAUCAGAAACCUAUGAGGAUAAGAAGAAGUGGACGGACUUCAUGUCCUUGGAGACAACAAGGAAAGAGAUUGUCAUGGCGAUGAUGAUGACAGCGUGUGACUUGUCUGCCAUCACCAAACCCUGGGAGGUACAGAGCAAGGUGGCGCUUUCUGUGGCGGCAGAGUUUUAUGAGCAAGGUGACCUGGAGAGGACAGUUCUCGAACAGCAACCCAUUCCCAUGAUGGACCGUAACAAGUCAGCAGAGCUGCCAAAGCUUCAGUGUGGUUUCAUCGAUUUUGUCUGCACCUUUGUCUACAAGGAGUUCUCCCGGUUCCAUCCAGAAAUCCAGCCUAUGUAUGAUGGCAUCCAAAACAACAGGAAGGAGUGGAAGGCAAAGCAGGAUGAGUAUGAGGCAACGCUGAAAGUUUUAGAGGAACAGAAGAAGGCAAAAGAGGAGGCCGCACCGGUCAAAAAGGAACCUGUCAACAACCCAAGCGGAGGCGGAGGGGGUUCCAAGACUUGCUCGAUCUGCUAA